UUAAAACAUUAAAAUGAAUAUACGCAAAGAAAAAGCUAAUGAAAAAGCUUCAAUUCGUUGCAUAAGAGGGGGAUCGGGGAUACUUUUAAUGAUCCAAAUAAAGAAUUUGCACUGUCAAUCAUGAACCCUACAACAGUGUAUGGUUUACACAAUCCAUUAGAUCCUGAUACAAUUGACUUUAGUAUUAAGGAAGACAAUGAACAAGAGAAAAUUAUAAUUCAAUAUGAAGAAGAAAAUAAAAAAGAUGAAAGUGAAGUUAAGGGAGCAAAGAAAAGGGCCCCUUAUGUAUACGCCGUUCAAAUGUCAUUUUUAGAAGAUACAAUACAGCACCGUGCUACGGAUAGUUCAAUGAAUGAUGACCAAGUGGAACAUUCUCAGGCAUUAGAUAAAGAGUUUGAAAUGAAUGAAGGAGCUCAAACAUCAAACGCAUUAAAUGAAAACAACAUAACAGGACAAGCUCUCCAACAGUCUCAUGCAACUACAAGUUCUAACCUCUCAGUUAACUUGACAGAAAAAGUUGUAAUAGGUAAAAAAAGAAAAAUACCACUAAUCGAAGCAAAGUUAAUCGAAGCUUUGGAUGCCAACGCAAAGCGCCGCGAAACAAAAGAAAAUGAAAAUGACGAUGAUCGGUUAUUUUUACUGUCACUACUACCACAGUUAAAACAACUUCCACCACAUUUAAAAUUAAGUGCCAGAUUAAGUAUUUUACAAGCUCUUAAUAAAUUCGUAUUGGAAAUCCCUUAUCUUUGCUAUCUUUAUCAUCAACCAGCUCCAUUCCACUAUCGAGCUCCGAGCACCGAGCAUCGAGCACCACCGGAUCCACUUCAUCAGCAACCACUGGUAUACUUGCAACAUUCUCAGCAUCAGACCUAUCUUCAAGCAACGGAGAAAACACCAGAAUAUCAACAGAUGCAAUCGAACACAGCCACAACUGAAAUCUUACCCAAUGAAACAACCUCGCCACUUCAGUCUCCUUCAGAAUCUAUAUAUUCUUACUAUAGUAUAACAAAUGAUUUAAAUAGUUCUGGUUUUACUACGUCUGUAAAUGCAAUCCAAAACAAAUGGAAAAGUCUUAUGCGUAGCUACACAAAAUGCAAGGAUAACAGAAAUCGUACUGGUCAAGGUCCCUCCCGUUUUUUAUUUUAUGAAAGAAUAUACGAUUUUGUUGGUGAUAAACCACAAAAUGAGUGUAGCCACUCAAUAAACAGUUUGGAAGAUAGCGAAUCAGAUGUUACAGUAGAAAAUAUUGAGGACGAAGAAAACAUACAACCAGAAAGUAUAAAUAAAAAUACAGAGCCAGGCAUCACUGAAAAUGCAGAUGGGAAUAUGCAAGAAAAACAUACAAAUUCACAGGGCCAUCAUAAGAAGAGACUGAGUGAAAAACAAAUCAAAAAAGAAUAUUUUAAAAUAAAGAAAGAGGAAUACAAAAAAAAGGCAAAUUAG
Messenger RNA from Psylliodes chrysocephalus, 1443 nucleotides. NCBI's taxonomy places the organism in Eukaryota, Metazoa, Arthropoda, Insecta, Coleoptera, Chrysomelidae. The record is from the annotation of a GenBank genome assembly.